Messenger RNA from Periophthalmus magnuspinnatus, 1950 nucleotides. It is a transcript of the gene napbb, whose product is annotated as N-ethylmaleimide-sensitive factor attachment protein, beta b. Bases 81 to 971 code for a protein of 296 amino acids. The record is from RefSeq and is a predicted model, not a curated record. NCBI's taxonomy places the organism in Eukaryota, Metazoa, Chordata, Actinopteri, Gobiiformes, Gobiidae. Gene Ontology annotation, cellular component: synaptobrevin 2-SNAP-25-syntaxin-1a complex; terminal bouton; vacuolar membrane. The transcript is spliced from 11 exons. Gene Ontology annotation, biological process: synaptic transmission, glutamatergic; regulation of synaptic vesicle priming; SNARE complex disassembly. Gene Ontology annotation, molecular function: syntaxin binding; soluble NSF attachment protein activity.
CCCAUCGACUGUAAUCCUCACUGUACCUAACGUCUGCGGAUAUUUUGGCGUUUUUAUUAGUUAAUUCAAAUAAGAUAAAAAUGGACACCUCCGGGAAAGAAAAGGAGGCUAUUCAGCUAAUGGCCGACGCCGAUAAAAAAGUGAAAUCUUCGGGUUCUUUUUUGGGAGGGAUGUUUGGAGGAGGUCAUCACAAAGUUGAAGACGCGUGCGAGAUGUACUGCAGAGCUGCCAACAUGUUCAAGAUGGCCAAGAACUGGAACGCGGCUGGAGGAGCAUUUUGCAAAGCCGCUCGUCUUCACAUGCAGCUGCAGAACAAACAUGAUUGUGCUGUCAGCUUCAUCGAUGCAGGAAAUGCUUACAAGAAGGCCGACCCAAACGAGGCUAUAAAGUGUUUGAAUGCUGCCAUCGAUAUUUACGCAGACAUGGGGAGGUUCACCAUCGCAGCUAAACAUCACAUCAACAUCGCGGAGAUCUACGAGUCUGAAAUGGUGGACAUUGAAAAGGCCAUUGCACACUAUGAGCAGGCAGCAGACUACUACAAAGGGGAAGAGUCCAACAGUUCUGCCAACAAAUGCCUUUUGAAAGUGGGAGCUUACUGCGCUCAGUUGGAGCAGUACCAGAAAGCCAUUGAAAUCUAUGAGCAGGUUGGAGCCAAUGUAAUGGACAACCCACUCCUGAAAUACAGCGCCAAGGAGUAUUUCUUCAAAGCCUCUCUGUGCCAUUUCAUUGUGGACGAGCUCAACGCUAAGAUCGCGAUUGAGAAGUACGAGGAGAUGUUCCCUGCGUUUUCAGACUCAAGAGAAUGCAAACUGCUGAAGAAACUUCUGGAGGCCCAUGAGGAGCAGAACAGUGAGGCGUUCACAGACGCAGUCAAAGAGUUCGACUCCAUCUCUCGUUUGGAUCAGUGGCACACGACUCUGCUUCUCCGCAUCAAAAAGACGAUCCAGGGAGACGAGGGCGAUUUAAAAUGAGUCCGUGGAGCCGUCACUCUGCAUGUUACACACAAAUAUACACCGAGGAACACAUAUCUAUCUAUAGUAUUCACAUCAAACACUGUCUAAUCUACGCUGCUUUCAAGUGCGGGCGGGAAAUUUGAGUUUUUGGCGUGUGGGGAGUUUCUAUUAUUUGUGUUGGUGGAAACGUAACAGCGGAAAAGAUGCUAAGUUACGUAUAAAUUGUAAACAGAUUUCGGUUAUUUACAUUUGGGGUUUACUGGAUUUAUGUUUGUCACAGCAGUUUUUAAGUGAAUAGUAGUUGUUAAUUUUAGUUAAGAGCAGUAAUGGAAGAAGUACUCAAGAUGGAGGACACAACACAACAAAAUAUCUACUCACUUUAUACAAUUUGAAUGGUGAAAAGUCCUUAAAAUGGCCGCUAUAAACAGAAAGCUAAAACCAAUGAGUGAAAGUAGUACUCAGUUCUGUUACUUAAGUAAAAGUACAGAUACCACAGCAAAAAAUACUCAAGUAAAAGUAAAAGUAUCACUUGAAAAAAUCUACUAAAGUAAAAGUAUUAAAGAAUCUGUUUAAAAAUGUACUUAAAUGUUCUCAGUUCUGUUACUUAAGUAAAAGUACAGAUUCUGGAGCAAAAAAAUACUUAACUAAAAGUAAAAGUAUCACAUGGAAAAAUCUGCUUAAGUAAAAGUAUUUAAAUACCUGUUUAAAAAUGUACUUAAAUGUACUCAGUUCUGUUACUUAAGUAUAAGUACAUACAACUGAAUGGUGAAAAGUCCUCAAAGUUAAACAGAAAGCUAAAACCCAUGAUUAGACCAUGAGUGGAAGUAGUACUCAAUUCUGCGACUUAAGUAAAAGUACAGAUAAUGCAGCAAAAAAAUACUAAAAGUAAAAGUAUCACAUGGAAAAAUCAACUUAAGUAAAAGUAUUAAAGUACCUGUUCAAACAUGUACUUAAAUGUACUUAAUUCUGUUACUUAAGUAAAAUUAGAUACCAGAGC